AACGCUGGGAGUUGUAGUCGCCCGGCAGCCGGAGAAGAGGAGUGGAGCAACGUGCGCGAGCUGUGGGCGGGGCGGCAGCGCCUAUAGGAGGAGGGGCGUCUAUAGAGGGGGCGGCACCAGGGCAUCUACUGACGCCUUUCCUAAACUCUGUAUAGUAUAAGUGCAGGCAGCGGAGCGGACACUACUACUACCGCCAGCAUCCGCACUGCAUCCCCACCGUGGAUCUUACUGGAAUCCCUGCGAUGCCCGGGCGGCACUGCGCCUGUAUGGGCGCCUCCUGGCAUUAAUAGGGCGCACAUCUGAUCCUGCUGGGAGACAUGAGAAGAAGGUUGGGUUCCUCCAUAUGACAUGGUGCUGCCAGCCCAGGUCUGGCCAUGUGAAGGGAUCACAAGUGGCAUUAUGAAGGACAGGAAGUGACAGGUGGGCACAGCCAGGACCCUGCAGUCAGGACAUAUAAAGCCCCUUCUUCCUCAGCUGGGAGAAGUCCCAGGAGCUGAGUCUUGGACUCCUUCCUUGCCUCCCCAGAUGCCUGAAGCUGUCUCCUUGUGUCUUAUGAACCAGCAGUGGAAAUGAGCAUACAUCCAGCUUACAUAGCUGUGGAGGUGACCAUUGCUGUGCUGUCCAUCGUGGGGAACGUCCUGGUCUGCUGGGCAGUGGCCAUUAACAGCACUUUGAAAAAUGCCACCAACUAUUUCCUGGUGUCCCUGGCAGUGGCGGAUAUAGCGGUGGGUCUCCUCGCCAUCCCCUUUGCCAUCACCAUCAGCAUCGGCUUACAGACUGAUUUCCACAGUUGCCUGUUCCUCGCCUGCUUCGUGCUGGUGUUGACCCAAAGCUCCAUCUUCAGCCUGCUGGCGGUGGCUAUAGACAGGUACCUGGCCAUCAAGAUCCCCCUCAGGUACAAGAGUUUGGUCACUGGAAAAAGAGCAAGAACCAUUAUUGCAGUUUUCUGGAUUCUCUCUUUCGGUAUAGGUUUGACCCCACUAAUGGGUUGGAAUUGCUUAGAAGCAGACUGUGGUAAAGGAAACAUUUCCAUUCAGAACGGCACUGUCUCGUGUUUAUUUGAAAAAGUAGUCACAAUGACUUACAUGGUGUACUUCAACUUCUUUGGUUGCGUACUUCUUCCACUCUUAAUCAUGCUGGGAAUAUACAUCAAGAUCUUCAUGGUUGCCCGCAAGCAGCUGAGGCAAAUUGAACUAAAGUGCGUGGGUGCAGACAACUCAAGGACCACUCUCCAGAAAGAAGUGAAUGCCGCCAAGUCUUUGGCCAUUAUUGUGGGCCUGUUUGCUUUUUGCUGGCUGCCCAUCCACAUACUGAACUGCAUUACUCUCUUUGACCCUAAGUUUCACGAGAGAAAACCAGAGUGGGCUAUGCACAUGGCUAUUAUCUUGUCUCAUGCCAACUCAGUAGUGAACCCUAUAAUAUACGCCUACAAAAUCAGAGACUUUCGCUACACCUUCCGUAAGAUCAUUUCAAAGUACCUUGUCUGCAAGAAGGACAACUUUUCUAAAUGUCCCAAGGGCAGCAUUGGGAACUCCAGGCACUUACAUAUCAGUACUGUAAGUGCUGGCAGUGCUUUUAUGUGACCCUAUACUUAGGUAAGACUGCUGAACUCAGCCCACAUGGACUCAGCCCUACAUGUUGUUGGGUAGGUUACAUGGACAUAUACAGUAAAUCUGUUGGUGGGACCAUUAAGGAUCUGAUAAUUGACCACUUUGCUGCUGCACUUUGUUCGUUUCAGAUGUUCACCAUUCGUUUUUUAUUAGAAGGUAUUGCUGAAGGUUCCUCCUAACUCCUCUGCACUGACAAAUGUUCUGCUGGUUUUAUCAAACGCGUCAUGUAGUUUAAAGAACAUUUAGAAGAGGGACGUGCACAUAAUCCCCAAAACUAAUAUUUCCACUUAGAUUAAGCAACCAAAGCCAUGUUUAGUUACAGUGAAGGAAAGCUCCGAACCUGUAGAAGAAUGUACUGUACAUUAGUUUGUUUCUAAAGCACAUUAUUUAUAUAACCUUUUUAUAUGUUGGUUGGAUGUAGAGUAAAUUUUUAUUCUUUUGUAGAUUAUUUUUAUUUUAUUUUUUACUUUGGAAAUGUUCUUUUACCUUGAGAUCCUGCAUACAGUUCAAUUUAUUUAAUGUUUUUGCUUGUCGGUCUGUGUACUUGUCCAAAUGAAGGUGCUUGAGGUGAUCAUAUGAUAAGCUGAUACUUGCUGGAAUACAUUUUCCUCAACUACAGAUAUAAACAGGAAAUGUAAUGGUAAGAAACUAUCUAUGGUGGUUUAUAAUACAAAUUCAGUAUAGAAUUCUAGAACUACUGCAUAAUGGGAUAUUAAAAGGAAAAACUACUGCAUUAUUAUAAUCCAAAGUUUCCUACAUUUGUGCCAUAAGGGACCACUUUUGUACCCCAGGGUCAGUCUAGCCCACCAGAGGACUAUGGGGCUCAGGCUGUAAAACAGUAAUGGCCCCCAAAGAUCCAGCAGAACAUAACCCCACUAAAGCUAAUUUCACACUGGCGUUUUCCCCAUGUGGGUGCAGGCCAAGUUUACAACGGACAGCACCCAGACUGAACAGUGUCCCAUUCACAUGAGCAAUUAUCCAAAUGGACCAUCCAUCUGUGGCAAGAAAAUUAAUGUGUGUUUUAACUUUGUUCAGCUUUCAUUCAGAUGGAUGGGUCUGUGGGAAAGCUGGCCUGCACACAAACUUCAGCCAUGUGUGGUCCGUCAUUCGUGUUCACUGUCCAGAACAUGGAUGAAUUUAUGAUUGUCCGUCUUCAAGAGCUGACUUGGGGGGCCACUCACUUACCACUUCUUAUGGGAUAGCCCAUUAGAUCUUAAGUGAUAUGCCUGUAAAGAAAUAAUUUCCUUUGGAAAGGAAAGCUAUUCAGACAAUGGCUCUAAUGCAUGUGAAACAGUAAAUGUAGGAAGACAGGCCUAGGUUACAUCACUUUGGCUGGAAAUCUGUCUGAGAACCAGGGAAGCAAACUUGUACCCUUUUAGCUAAAGACCACCUCUCUCAUCCAAGCCUGGGAUGGGCAUAGGACCAGGUGGGUGAGAAAACAACAAGACUUGUUUUAGGAGGUAGGGGUGGUAAUGUUUAGGUCAUUGGGUUAUUACCCUUGACCUUCUUUAAUUGGAUUGUGUGAAAGUGAAAAAAUAUGGCGGCUUUCUUCCAGAAACAGGCAUCACACCUGUCUAUGUGGUGGUAUUGCAGGUUAAUCCUUGAUUGAAUGGAGCUGAGCUGCAAUAAAACCCGUGGACAAGUGUGAUGAUGUUUCUGGAAGAAAACACCCAUGUUUUUGUACUCUCAUAACCCCCUUUAAUAUUAAAACUGUGCUUUACUGGCAAUAGUGUCAUGCGCUGUCGUUCACAACAAGCGUCCCUUUUGUGCUGGCCUCCAGUGCUUGAGAACUGGCGGGAGGGAUGGCCAGUAAUGUCAUCCAUGUGAACUAUUCCUGACACUUUCCACUCUCUCAACUUCUUCCUACUGGCUGGACCUGAGAAGCACUCUGAGUAAAUCACUGGCUAUAUCUCGGGUUGUAAGAUGGGUUCUUUCGGAGAACAGCUGCAGUGCACCCUAGUCCCUGGCGGCUGGUCUCACAGUGGAACCAAAAGAAAAGGUCAAUGCUCAUUCAAGGUCCAAGGGACAAAGCACAAAUCCUAAGUAUCCCGGAUGAAUCUCUGGAGGGUGUAAAUAGCUAUAUAUAUUUAUAUAUUUGUACUAUUUUUUAUGAUUGCAGAAGGAAAAUACAGAACGGGUCACAUGGUUCACAACCAUUGUGUGAUGGGUCUGACGGGAAGCUCUUAUGUGUUCUUUGUGUUGCAGACAAUCUGAAGUUCACUUUCAUGGUGAAGGGCUACACAUUACUGUGAUCAGGUUUUCAUUUGAACAGUUAUCAGUGAUUUAUGAAGAUGAAGGAAAUGGAUAAGACUGCACUGCAGGGGAAUACAGAUACUGUAUAGGGACCCACAAGAUCCGAAAUACAAAGUCAUACACACAUACAUGCACAUCUAUAUUCUAUGUGUUAUCUGCAGCAACAGUGAGGCUUGUGUAAUGUCUACACCAGGGUCAGCAACCUUCGGCACUCUAGCUGCUGUGAAAAUACAACUCCCAGCAUGCAAACAUGCCCG
Bufo bufo (common toad) is the source of this 4120-nucleotide messenger RNA. It is a transcript of the gene ADORA2B, whose product is annotated as adenosine A2b receptor. Gene Ontology annotation, cellular component: membrane. NCBI's taxonomy places the organism in Eukaryota, Metazoa, Chordata, Amphibia, Anura, Bufonidae. The record is from RefSeq and is a predicted model, not a curated record. Gene Ontology annotation, molecular function: G protein-coupled adenosine receptor activity. Gene Ontology annotation, biological process: G protein-coupled adenosine receptor signaling pathway; vasodilation; adenylate cyclase-activating G protein-coupled receptor signaling pathway. The transcript has 2 exons. Bases 570 to 1583 code for a protein of 337 amino acids.